Messenger RNA from Juglans regia (Persian walnut), 1570 nucleotides. RefSeq lists its product as uncharacterized. Lineage: Eukaryota; Viridiplantae; Streptophyta; Magnoliopsida; Fagales; Juglandaceae. The transcript has 2 exons. Bases 199 to 1281 code for a protein of 360 amino acids. The record is from RefSeq and is a predicted model, not a curated record.
CUCUAAGUGAUGGAGAAUCUAUAGAGUAAAAUCUAGAGAGAAUGUGGAGUCGGUAUGAAAAGCAUCAACUAACUUUACCUUUUCCUACCAAUAAGAGGGGCUUCUAUAUCUAAUUGUUAGGGUUAGGGUUAGGGGUUAGGGAUUUUUUCCUUUGUUUGUUCGGUUUGAUCCUCUAAAACAAACAAACCAACAAACAGGAUGGAAGGAGAGGCUGGCGAGUUCCAAGACUGGGAGGUGCUUCACAACUCCGAUACUGUACUGGUUAAGUCGGACGGUGCUGCUACUGUUGACCCGUCCAAGUCGGAUGAAACACCCAGAAAUUUUGAGGGAAUCGAUGGUGAUUCGGAGGGCAUGAUCAGGUCCGAUUACUUCUCGCUUGAGAGUAAGGAGAGGUAUGCCAAGACUGCUACAGAGGGUGAUGUGAGCGGAGUUGACUCUGACAAUCCGAGUUGGAUCGAUCCCGGGUGCGAGACACGGUAUGCGAGGAAGAACUCGGGUGAGUUCUGGUCCGAUUCGAGCAGCGAUCGUUCCGAUGAUCGUAAACUUGGUGAUUUUGACGCUAAACACGGACUAGGUAUCGCAGCAACUGCGAAAAGCCAAAUGGCUUUUGAAGGAUUUGUGGAAAUAAAACCCGAGAAUGGAAAUUUGGCUAAGUUGGCCACCUAUGAGACUAAAUUUAGCGACUUUGAUGUGAUACGGGAAUUUGGCUCCGCGGAAAACGCGAAAAUCCAAGGUGGUUUUGAAGAAUUCGGAGAAAUUCAGACCGAGGAUAAGCCUUCGAGCAACUUCUGGUCUGAUUCUGGCGGAGACGCUUUGGUUUCGAUGAAAUUUGGGGAAAAUUACGAGAAACAACGAGACUUUUCAAAGAUUUCGGGUGAUUUGGACGGUGGAAAUAGUUCGAUCGAGCACAAAGCUGAUGCGAUUACAGAAUUGAAAUCUGAUGCAGAAUCGGGCGGCGAGGGAGAGAAGGGGAGGGGAGUUUGGUGGAAGGUUCCUCUUGAAAUCUUGAAGUAUUGUGUUUUUAGAGUGAGCCCGGUUUGGUCGUUCUCCGUGGUGGCUGCUGUGAUGGGGUUCGUUAUCUUGGGACGGAGACUGUAUAAGAUGAAGAGGAAGAGCCACAGCUUGCAGCUGAAGGUUACGGUUGAUGAUAAGAUGUCGCAGUUCAUGAGCCGUGCUGCACGUCUUAAUGAAGCGUUUUCUGUGGUGAGGCGGGUCCCAAUUAUACGACCUCAGCUGGCAGCCCCUGGCGUGACUCCGUGGCCUGCAAUGAGUUUGAGAUAAAUUCUUGUAGAACAGUUGGGAAAACAACGCAGUAUCUACCAAGAUGGUAUAUAAGAUUUAUAUGUGGGUUUGUGUGAGAUAGUGUGAACCAACUUUCCCCUUCAUGUUUGAUCUCUGAAGUCGUCGAGACACUUGCGGAUCAAAUCGUGUACACGUGCAGACUACUUUUUAUUUCUUUCGGUGCACAUUGUUUACUUCCUCUCUGUCAUGAUGCUUAAAUUAUGCAUUCAACUCUUUUAUAAGAUGUGGUUAUUUUAUACCAAUUUAAAGCUAAGAAUGUUAUCUGGUA